Molecule: messenger RNA, 481 nt
Organism: Prorocentrum cordatum
Lineage: Eukaryota; Dinophyceae; Prorocentrales; Prorocentraceae
Source: the annotation of a GenBank genome assembly
GAGCACGUUCGAGUACAGCGUCAGCCGCCUGGUGGAGGGCCAGAAGCUCGGGCUCGACCUAGUCUUCUCGGCCCAGCAGGUCUCGGGCCUGUACGUUCACGGGGUGAAGGAGGGCGGCCUGGUCGCCGAGACGAACCGGUCCCUGCCGGCGCACGUGCGCCUGCAGCGGGACGACCGCCUGCUGGCCGUGAACGAGACCCGCCUGGAUGGCAUCGACAGCACCAUGCCGGAGUGGCCGGUCCGCGCAGAGGCUGCGGCCCAGGCGUUGUCGUUCUCGUUGCAGGUGACCAUGCAGGUGCGCCGGCCGACCUCCGAGGCCAGCCUGGCGGCGGGCGCGUCCCCGCCGCGCGUCUGCAUGGAGGCGCCGCGGGAGGCCGCGGCCGCCGCGCGAGCGCCGGGCCCGCCGGACCCCCGGGCGCAGGGCAGGGACCCCUGGUCGCAGUCGGGCGGCGCCCAGGCACCGGCACACCCCGGGGCGCAC